AUGGAUCGUUUGUGCAAGAAAAUAUACGCACUUGAUGAGGAGAAGCGACUAAGGCAGAGAGCCAUGCUUUGUCACGUGUACUGGUUGGCUCUACAUGAUGAGUGGCACCGCGCAAGGGAUUUGAUGCUCAUGAGUCACCUUCAAGCCAUUGUGGAUCAUUCUGACACGGAUACGCAGAUCCUCUACAAUCGAACAAUUUGCCAACUGGGACUCUGUGCAUUCCGGCAUGGAUUCAUCAAAGAAGCGCAUCAAGGAUUGUCUGAGAUACAAAACACACAACGAGCCAAAGAAUUACUCGCUCAAGCAGUAGCUAUGAGGCAGCAUGAGAGAACGGCCGAACAGCCUCCUCAAGAGAAGCACCUCAAUGGAUGA
Cooperia oncophora is the source of this 372-nucleotide messenger RNA. The record is from the annotation of a GenBank genome assembly. NCBI's taxonomy places the organism in Eukaryota, Metazoa, Nematoda, Chromadorea, Rhabditida, Trichostrongylidae.